CCGGAGGGCGGGCGGAGCGGCCGCUGGACGCGGGGUGGCCGGGCCGGGCGCUGCUGGUGCUGAAAUGGCCCGCGGGGGCUGCCUGGGGCUGCUGCUGCUGCUGCUGCUCUUCGCCCUGCUCAGCAGCCUGCGCUGGCCCGACGGCUUCGCCGCCGCCAAGAGUUGUGUCUGCAAACAUAAAAGCCACUGCUACUGUGAUGGAAUGAAAGGUAAUAAGGGUGAAAAAGGAUUUCCUGGUGCUCAAGGUGUACCUGGCCAGACAGGUUUCCACGGCCCUGAGGGACCUCCAGGGCCUCAGGGACCCACGGGUUUUCCAGGGCUGAUAGGUUUAGUCGGACCCAAAGGUGAAAGGGGAAUGCUAGGAUUGCCUGGUUUUUCAGGUCUCCCAGGUCUUCCAGGUGAACCAGGAAACAUUGGUCCUUCUGGAGGUCCAGGAAUUCCAGGAUGCGAUGGCCCAAAGGGUGAACAAGGAUUUCCGGGGCCUCCAGGGCCAGUAGGUGCUCUGGGCAAACCAGGUAUUGGUGGCUUCAAAGGAGAUAAGGGGUGCCCUGCAAGUGGAUAUGACCCAGGAUAUGACGGAAGGGGUGACCUUGGAUUACCAGGAAUAUCUGGACGCCAAGGUGAACCAGGUCCUCGAGGACUCCAAGGUAUAGUUGGACCACAAGGCCCUCCGGGAUCUUCAGGUGUUUCAGGGAGAAUGGGACUUCCAGGGCAUAAGGGUGUCAUGGGGAUUAAGAUCAUAGGAACCAAAGGAAUACAGGGUGACCCUGGAUCAACAGGACCCCCUGGGCCGCCAGGAACAGUUAUUGUGACAUUAAGUGGACCAGAUAAUAUGAAGGACUUGAAAGGAGAGAAAGGAGAGAAAGGAUCAAGGGGUCUCCCAGGACCUGUUGGCUCAUUGGGUUUUCCUGGAGAUUUUCAAAGUGAAAAAGGUGACCCAGGAGAGCCUGGCCCGCAGGGUAAACCUGGAAAAGAUGGUACCCCCGGUCCACAUGGCUUUCUGGGAGAGAAGGGUGAACAUGGCUACGCAGGAUUGCCUGGCAGAGCAGGCACUAAGGGGAGGAAAGGAGACAUUGGCCCACCAGGAUUUCCUGAUCCCACAAAGUAUUAUGAUGAGGUGGCUGGUGAAAAAGGAGAUGAAGGAUAUCCAGGACCCCCAGGACUUAAAGGUCAACCUGGCAUACCUGGGCCAAGAGGUCCCCUAGGUGUGAAAGGAAGACCAGGUGUAUCGAGACCUGGCAUAAAUGGUCCACAAGGAUAUCCAGGACUGAAAGGAAUUAAGGGAGAGAGAGGACAGCCUGGCAUGAAUGCUGUGGGAUCUCCAGGACUUCAUGGGUUUCCAGGCAGACCUGGCUCUGUAGGAUCACCAGGUCCUCCAGGACAGCCAGGUAAAGUAACAUUUGAAACGCACCCACCAGGAGUUCCAGGAAACCCCGGAUGUGUGGGACCUCCAGGACUUCCAGGAGAUAGUGGAGUAAAAGGUGAAGAAGCAAGUCCUUGUAAUCAAUGCAGUUAUAUACCAGGAGGACCUGGACUUCCUGGUGCUCCUGGGCAAGACGGCCAAGAAGGAGUUACUGGUAGACAAGGAAUAGGUGGUCCCAAAGGAUCUCGAGGUUCUCCAGGGGGACAAGGUCCUUCAGGUCCUCAAGGACUUACAGGUUUUCCAGGAGAUCAAGGACUUAAAGGACAAAAAGGUGAACCAGGAUAUGUGUAUCCAGAAGGGCAACAAGGAAACAGAGGAGAUCCAGGGAUCAGAGGAAAUCCAGGGAAGAAAGGUUCAGAUGGAUUGCACAAAAAACAUGGUUCAAAAGGCUCAAAAGGUUCUAAAGGUGAACGGGGACUGGAUGGUUCGAAAGGGGACAGAGGGUUAUCAGGACUUCCUGGAAACCCAGGUCUUCCUGGAGAAAUGGGGCUCACUGGACCACCAGGAUAUGGACCACAAGGAGUGACAGGUCCCAAAGGUGCUAAGGGAAUAUCUGGUUUGCCUGGAUUGCCUGGAGCAAUUGGUCCAGAAGGAGAACUUAGUGCAGUAAAUCCAAUACCUGGACCACCAGGACCUCGGGGGCCAGAGGGUUUACCAGGACCCCCAGGAGCAAUGGGUAAUGUUGGAUCUAGAGGAAAACGUGGUGAUUUGGGAUUACCUGGGUCUGACGGUGCUCCAGGAUUUUCAGGGACUCUAUUUCCUGGAGAUCCUGGUCCAAAAGGGAAUAAAGGUCUUCGAGGGUCUAAAGGAUCACCAGGUUUGCCAGGAAAGGCAGGAGAACCAGGCUUGCCUGGACAGUCUGGAUACCCAGGAGAAAAGGGAGACCCUGGAUUAAUUAUUCCUGGCCAACAGGGUGGAUUAGGUUCCCCAGGAGGAGACGGCUUUCCAGGGGUAAAAGGUGACAGAGGAUUUCCAGGUCUACCAGGAUUCCCAGGACGUAAUGGUGCUGAUGGACCAAGAGGAGAACCUGGCUGUCCCGGAGCUCCCGGAGAAAAGGGACUUCCAGGGAAGCUUGGUGAUUGUCUUAUUGGCCCACAAGGUCUCCCAGGUUCAUGUGGAUUAACAGGCCAACAAGGAGAAAGGGGUUCAGUUGGAUCAAAAGGAGACCCCAGUAUUCCAGGCUUGGGUGUGCCAGGAUUCCCUGGAGAGUUUGGGCUGCCUGGGUUGCCAGGUCACCAAGGAGACACAGGAUCACCUGGUCUGAAGGGAGAGCCUGGCAGACCAGGAAUACCAGGUGCACCAGGCCUAAGAGGAGAACGAGGUAUAAUGGGCAAUUUAGGAAUUCCUGGACCUCCUGGUGUCUUUGGACACCCAGGCAUUCCAGGAAACAGAGGUUCUCCUGGCCUUCCAGGAUUGAAGGGAAGAAAGGGGUUUUUAGGACCAAAAGGUGAACCAGGUGAUAAAGGAUUUCCUGGACCAUCAGAGACCACAGGGAAUACUGGGGAUAAAGGAGAACCAGGAUCAACAGGAUUUCCAGGAAGAACAGGUCUGAAAGGAGAAACAGGAGAUAAAGGUAUACAAGGAUCAGCAGGGCUUGAUGGGACAUCAAGAGUAUCAGGUCUGCCAGGUCCCAAAGGAUUUGUAGGUCUGCCAGGAUUUCCUGGAAGACAAGGAUUACCAGGACCUCCAGGAGACAGAGGUGAUAUGGGAGUGCCAGGUUCUAAAGGGGAGAGAGGAUCUCGAGGUUUACCAGGACCAUCUGGUGCACAAGGCCCUCCAGGCCUUCUUGGUUUUCCUGGUGAUAAAGGAGAACCAGCUAGUUCAGCAUCUGGGCCUCCAGGAAAACCAGGACCAAAGGGUGAUCCAGGUCCCCCAGGAGAAAUGGGAAGAAAAGGGGAAAGAGGAUCACCAGGUCAGCCAGGACUUGUAGGAGAACCUGGACUAGCUGGAAACAGGGGGGAUUGUGGAAAACCAGGAGCUCCAGGGCCAUCUGAAUGUGCUGGAGAUACUGGCACUAAAGGGUGCAAGGGGGUGGCAGGAUCGAGAGGCACUGAAGGCCCUCCAGGUGCAAUAGGAGCCCCUGGAGCCAAUGGAGCUGUUGGAGAAAGGGGGAAUCAAGGACGGGAUGGUCUUCCUGGCUCCCCAGGGGAAAAGGGAGAACGAGGUGCAUCCAGGUGGCAGAUUCUAGGUCCACAAGGUAUUUCUGGUCCUAAAGGAAUCAAAGGUGACAUGGGGAUUCCUGGUUGUCCAGGACCAGAAGGUAUUAAAGGUCUAAUGGGGGAUCCAGGACCAAUGGGACCUCCUGGAUUGAAUGGAAAGCCAGGAUUCCCAGGUGCACCAGGCAUAACAAUUCCCGGCCAGAAAGGAAAUAGAGGUCUUGCCGGAGUGAAUGGAAGACUGGGUAUUCCUGGUAGUCCAGGAUCUUCUGGAGCCCCUGUAUACAGCAUAAAAGGAAACAAAGGUGUUAGAGGUAUAGAUGUCAUACCAGGACCACCAGGAUUGGUAGGCAAUAUUGGUCCUCAAGGUUCAACAGGAGUUGAAGGCACCCCAGGCAAUACAGGCUCUAGAGGUGAACCUGGCUUUACAGGACUUCCAGGUGUAACAGGAGAAAAGGGUAAUCGAGGACCCCCUGGACCAAUGGGUGCAGCAGGGCCUAACGGACCAAAGGGCCGCCCUGGUCAGCCUGGAGCACCUAGGAAAGCAACAUAUAUCCCAGGAAAUCAAGGACCUGCUGGAUCACCUGGAAGCCCAGGACUACCAGGAGAUCCAGGUCCUCGAGGGCCACCAGGAUUACAUGGACCUCAAGGUGUAAAAGGUCUACCAGGCCAUUCUGGAAAUCCAGGCAUACUUGGACCAAUUGGUCCAAAAGGAGACAAAGGAUUUCAAGGACAAAGAGGAUGUCCUGGGCUUAUUGGCUUUCCAGGAAUACGGGGCCUACCUGGUUCCCCUGGUAUUUCCAUAGCUGGUCCAACAAGAAGAGGCUUCAUCUUUACCCGGCACAGCCAGUCACCAAAGAUUCCAUCAUGCCCAUCUGGGACAGCUCAGAUCUACAGUGGUUAUUCUCUUCUCUUUGUACAAGGAAAUGGGCAAGCACAUGGCCAAGACCUUGGGACAGUUGGUAGCUGCCUGCAGCGAUUUACCACCAUGCCAUUUUUAUUCUGCAACACCAAUGAUGUUUGCAAUUUUGCUUCUCGUAAUGACUAUUCAUACUGGCUGUCAACUGCAGCACCAAUGCCAGAAGACAUGGAACCAAUCUCUAGCAGCGCCUUACAGCCCUAUAUUAGCAGAUGUAUUGUUUGUGAAGGACCAGCAGUGGUAAUAGCAGUUCACAGCCAAACAACUGCACUUCCUUUAUGUCCUCAAGGCUGGAUAUCUCUGUGGAAGGGUUUUUCCUUUGUUAUGUAUACAAGUGCCGGUUCAGAAGCCUCUGGCCAAGCAUUGGCAUCACCUGGAUCCUGCUUGGAAGAAUUCCGUGCCAUUCCAUUCAUAGAAUGUCAUGGUAGAGGGACAUGCAACUACUACACAAAUUCCUACAGCUUCUGGCUGGCUUCACUAGAUCCAAGGAGAAUGUUCAGGAAGCCUUUACCACAGAUUUUAAAAGCCGGGGAAUUGGAAAACAUCAUCAGCCGCUGUCAGGUCUGCAUGAAGAGAGACAGAAAUUUUUGAUAGAGCAUCAAACUCUGCUUUUAUUGCAAAGAAUAGCCUAACUCUCCAGAAUAUGCAUUUAUUAACACCAAAUUGUUUCUGGACAAUGAGCUCUAAAAUGCUAGUGCUGCACUGUGGUGAGAUAAUGCAGCAUUUUGAUUUUCUUUUUUCUAAGCAAAUUGCAAAGCACUUUUUCGGAGAAGGCUGUUGUAAUGGCAGGACUACAGAUCUUCAUCUUCUCAACUGUGAGGCAAAGUGGGUGAUGUAAUAUCUUUUAUUGAACCAACUUCU
Dermochelys coriacea (leatherback sea turtle) is the source of this 5359-nucleotide messenger RNA. It is a transcript of the gene COL4A3, whose product is annotated as collagen type IV alpha 3 chain. Gene Ontology annotation, cellular component: collagen trimer; basement membrane. The record is from RefSeq and is a predicted model, not a curated record. NCBI's taxonomy places the organism in Eukaryota, Metazoa, Chordata, Testudines, Dermochelyidae. Gene Ontology annotation, molecular function: extracellular matrix structural constituent. The transcript has 52 exons. Bases 65 to 5089 code for a protein of 1674 amino acids.